Paramisgurnus dabryanus is the source of this 3168-nucleotide messenger RNA. RefSeq names its product coiled-coil domain-containing protein 81-like. Gene Ontology annotation, cellular component: microtubule organizing center. The record is from RefSeq and is a predicted model, not a curated record. NCBI's taxonomy places the organism in Eukaryota, Metazoa, Chordata, Actinopteri, Cypriniformes, Cobitidae.
UUACUUGGUUUAAUACUGCGGAGGUCUGAUUAAUAUUAGAUUUAUCCUAGUUUGUAUUUAUAACUUGAUUAAAAUCUCCACCUAGUAUAGUUAUUUUGUGUUUCUUUACCUACUCUGAUCUGUUGUUAAAUCUGUAAAUAAUUCACUUUUUCUAGUUGCUAGUUUGGUGUAGGAAUGUUUUUACUGAACAGAACUGCUUUAGAAAGUAUUGAUCUCUGAUAUUCUUGACCAAUAGAAAUGAUGAUUGUGUGAAACUCAAUACCUGAGCUGUUUUAGUGAAGAACAGUUGAGUUAUUAUGUUGAAUGUUUGAACUGAACUGAGUACAGUAAAGCUGAUAUCUAAUGACAGUGGGGUGGUUGUGUUUAUAGCAACAGCGUGAAGCCACAAGUCUUUAUAAGCUCUUGUCAGUAUGUACUGUAUGAAGUAAUAAAUGAAAAAUGUCUGAAAUUGUCCACGAGCGCGAUCAACAUCCGACUCUCUCCCGACUCUCCAGCCACGAUGAUCACAUUUGGGCAACAGUGUCAUGUUUUAUUGAGCAACAUAUGCUCAUGAGGAAGGGGGUUUGUAUCUUGGGUUUGGGGACUUUUACAUUCUGUCUUCACAAACUCAGACCAACAUUCGUCCUGUCAGAGAAACUCUGUCACAGUUAUGGAUUCAAACAGAAGAAACUUCAAUGUUCAGACGUGCCUGUGGUGUCGCUCAACUUCUCAGCUCUCAGUGUGGAGGGCCCAUACGAGCGUGACGUUGUGCAGGCCUGUGUACGUCAGACCGUUCUCCUGCUUCUCCACGCGGCCACCACACGUCACUCUGUAGCUCACACCUUCCACCGAAUCGGAGUUCUGACGUUUCAACAAACCCGAGUGAAGAUGAUCUUUUAUCGUGACUUCAUCUCAGCCGUGGAUGCUGCUUGGAAACUUCCAUCAAGCGUGAGUUAUUUACUCAGACUUCAGUGUGUUUGACGUCGUGUUAAUUAGACGAGAUUUGAUUUGCAGAGACCCGAGUCGAGCAGCCGUCAGUCAUCUGAGAGACUAAACCACAUCCAGAGACCUACGAGCACCACUGUGAUACCCAGAACGUCUGCUGGAGAACCUCAGAUAAAGACUGAACCUUCAUCGUCUCCAAGACAACCCGAUGAAGAAGUUGGACGGGUUAACAGUGAAUCUUUUGGCUGUGCAGCUGAGAUUCAACAUUCAGUAUCGUCUCAUCAUCGGCCAGCAGAAAGUGAGAUUGUUACCAUCACAGAUGAGCAAAAGACAUCAAACACUGACAGAGUUGAGAGGCUUUCACAGACACCAGAGGACACAAUGAGCAUAAAGAGAUUCAGUGAUACAGGUGUGAAGAUGACGUGCAGUGAUCACAGACGAGCAGGACAGGAGUUGUGUUAUGUGUGCAUGCAGCGGACCCAACAAAACAUUCCCCUUUAUGUGUCUGAUGAGAAAAGAAAAGCUGAGCGGGAACAAGAACGAGUCUUAAUGCUCAACCAACAUCAGAAAGAUCAAGAGUAUUUCCAUAAAGAAGAGAUGGACAGAUUGCAGAUGCGUGAAGACCGGCGUCAAGUGGCUGCGUUUAAUUUGGUCGUCGCAGAAGCUCAGAGAGGCAGGAAGACAUCGAGCCGAUCACAAGGUUCGUACAUCUUUGUGGGUCGUCCGUGCACUCCGAACCGUCCGCUGCAGCUGAGGUGCUACAUGCAGGAGCUGACGCAUGAAACUGACAGACACAGAGAGAUGCAGGUGCAAGAGAAACGACUACAGAAAGACAAACUGCAUGGGCUACGAUUUUACUCGGCGCUUUAUCAUCUUCAUCUGUUUCUGUGUUUAAAAGUCAUCUUCAUGUGUGAUGUUUGUAUCAGGAUGGCUUUAACUCAAUCUCAAGAGCUUCAUGACAAACACCAGCUGAGCAGCAUUUACAGGAAGGCACUUCAUACACAAUCAGAAGACAAAACGUCAGAAAUCAAAGCUCAUCACAGUGACCUGAGGCCUGUAUUCGGCCUGAUGGACGGAGAUCCUGCGGCUAUAGCGGAGCAGAGACGGCGAGCGCAGAAAAUCGCAGAGGAGCUGAAGACCACGAACAUCAGCAGAAGAAGAGACAAUCUGAUGAAACGCUUGGAUGAGCAGAAGAGAGAACGAGAAAUAAUUCAGACCGACCAGAAAUUAAUGUUAGAAGAGCGAAUCCGUCAUUGUGAGAAAGUUCAACACCUGCAGGCCGCCUGUGAGGGAAGCUGGCAGCACAGCAUCUCACUGAGACACCAGCGAGACCGAGAGGAGAUGGACUUCAGGAGGUUAUGCGGUGAAACUCUAACCGAUCAACUUAAAAAAUAUGAGCGUUGCAGCCGAUGCAAACGCACCACAGCCAACCACGGCCAGAGCAACAUCUUUAGAGACACGCAUUUUUCAUCGGGAUCUCGCUUCAUGUUGUAGACCAAAAUAAUCAAGAAACAGCCUGAUCUUCAAUUUACACAUCUUAUGUAAAACAUGUUGAAGUGGCCGCUGACAUCUUAUAUCUUUUCAGGUCAUUUGAGAGUUGUUUUAAAGCCUCCUUAUUGCCACUCUUCAGAGGAGAGUCAAAGAAAACAACAACAACUUGCAAUUGGCCACCUUAAAUCAAUUUUCUCAUGAUUGAAUGCACCGGUCUAUGAAGUUUAAGGCUUAAUGAUCUCACCAAACCAAUUGUGUGUUCCAAUGAAUCAGUCGUAAGUAGUUACAGGUAGGCAUGGACCGGUAUAAGAUUCUAGCCGUAUGAUAACCUUUAGCAAAAAUACCACGGUUUCACAGUGUUGCGGUAUUGCCAUUGCAAAUACAUUUUCAAAUGCCAGGUAAAAAUAAAGCCUUGAAAUUAUAAUAUGCUUUCAAAAAAUAUAUAAUAUUUUCAAAUGUAUAUUAAAUGUGAACAUCAAAUCAAUCACAUAACUUAAUGAUUUUAUAAAUUUUGUAUAAACACAGCUCAUACCUUGGAGACGGUGUCACAGAACAUUUUAGUGGUUUUGAAACCUUGACUGUUUAAAACCUCGGUAUACCUUGAAACGGGUAACCGGCCCAUGCCUAGUUACAGGUAUUCAAAUCAACAAAAUGACAAGGGUGCCCAAAUUUAUGCACCUGUCUAAUUUAGUUUUGAUUGUGGUUGAGUUGAAAUAAACAUCAGGUGGCGAUAUGAUGAUGUGUUUAAGUUUA